GGGAGGAGAAGAGUGGUGCAGUGUGAGUCGCGUGGCAGUGCUUUACCUCGAUUUCUUCACAGCACAUCCUCCUCUCCUCCUCCUCCUCCUUUUUUUCCUUGACACUCCUCUUAAUAGAGGAGCGACCGGGAGUCGUUUAUAUCCAUCGCUGGAGUGGGAUAACACACACAUCACACCUCAGCCUCAGUCAUGGUGUUCAUCAGCUUGGCUCUCAAAUCUGUCCUGAAGUACUUCAACAGGAACAACAGCGCUGUCAGACUGGACGAGGACAAAAAGUGGUCGGUACACUACACUUCCCAGAAGCCUCAGCAGGAGACACGGCCCUCUUGUGUGGAUGACCGCCGCACCGUACUCAGAGAGUGCAGCAAGAAGCUCAGGAGAGUUGGGUAUGGCAGUUCACAGUACUUCUCCCAAAACCCUGCCUACCUCAGCCCCAGCCUAUCAGAGAACAGGCUGCAUGAUGACAAGGGCAGGAACGACAGACACCGGAAAAAGUCAACCGGGUCAUCGCCAGAUGAGGACCUGUCGGCAUAUUCAUUCAGGCCACCACCGAGCCCCCCUCCAAACAGUUACGAAGCCAUCGAUGACACAGUAAACGGGUGUGACAUCACGGCGAACAGCUGUGACCUCACAGUUGCCGGGGAGUGGACUAAGCCCCUCCCUCUGCCGACACCAGAGGAGAAGAUGAGGCAGCAGGCGCAGGCCAUCGCCGCUGAAAUAGUACCCAUCAACAUCACUGGUGAGGGUUUUGAGCGUCAGGCUAGUUUCCGGCGAGCGUUAGCCAACACAGACACUCUGAUCCGUCAACCCCGGAACAAACUCACACGCCGCAAGACCAUCGCCGGAAUACCUGAUGACAUCACUAGAGAUCUGGAACAUGAAGCUGACGAAGAGCCAGGGUGUGGUGGAUCAGUGGUUUUGCCUGGUCAGUACUCUACUCUGGGCCGAACCGGCAGUGUCAACACAGCCCUCCUACAGCGUUCUCUCGCACAAGGCCCACACACCCAAUCACUCUUGCCCUCUCACACCCAAUCACUCACGCCCUCACACACCCAGGAGGCCGGCCUGUUGGAGGAAAGGAGAGAGGAGGAAAGGGUAGCAGAGAGGAGAAUGGAGGAGAGAAGAGAGGAGGAAAGGGAGGAGAGGAGAGUGAGAGAGGAGGAAAGGGAGGAGGAGAGGAGAAUGGAGGAGAGGAGAGAGGAGGAAAGGGAGGAGAGGAGAGAGGAGGAAAGGGAGGAGGAGAGGAGAGUGAUGAAGCCGUCAGUGCGUCGGAUCCGAGCCCAGAGAGGACAGGGUAUCUCUUCUCUGAUGGCCUCUCUCACCCCGACCCUCACCCCUAACCCCUCCCUCACGCCUUACCUCAGCCUCACCCCCUCCUCUUCCAUGGGCAGUGUCUCCCUGGGGGGUGAAGAUGGAGGAGAGGGGUUCCACAGCCUCCCCCGUCAGGAUGUCCUGUCCUCCCUGAGCUCUGAGAGCAGCUGCCUCAGCACCCCCUACAGGACAUUCUGCAGCAUGGCAUCCUGCUCUAUGGAUCAUGAGUUCCUGAGCCAGUCAGGGGAGGGUCGGAGCAGAAGAUUCCCAAGUCAGAGCACCUUACUGGGGGAGGACUGGAGCUACGAGCCCCUCUUACCCUCCAGCCGCUCCUCCCCCCUUCAUCCUUUCACCUCCAUUUCCUCCUCUUGUCAGACCGACUACAGCUGCUCCGAGUCCCACGGCCACGACUACGCUACCGGCAGCAACCGCAGUCCACACGGUAACCGGGACCACCGCGGUCUCCAUGGAAACAGCCGUAACCUGUCAGGCAGUAUCUCUCUGCGGAAGUCAAAGAGGCCUCCCGCUCCCCCCACGCGCUCCACCUCACUACGGUUUAAAGCUGGCCGGGGGGAAACGCUGCGCUACAACUACAACAACCACACUGCUGGACCUGGAGAGGUGGUCACGAAGGGGAGUCUGACCUCCAGCCCUGCUCCCCUCUCCCCUCCACUCUCUCCAGGGGUGUUCGAGGACCCAUGGGUCCCCCGCUGUAGCAGUGUGGACAGGGGGGGCAGGGCAGGUGCUGAAACAGACAGUCAGAUCAACCAUGUCCCUCCCUUCCACAGCUUCCACCAACAGCCUGGUCAGGAUCAAAACUACCCUUCUAGCCCAAGCCACCAGCAGCCUCACCCAUCUGUCCCCCGCUCAGCCAGUGCUGGAGGGGUGAGCCUGCUGGUGGGACCUAAAAUGGCUGCCUCUUCUCCUAAAAUGUCUGCCACGGCAGGGAGACCUCAGCGGCUGGCCUCUUCCACCUCCAGCGGAUACUCCAGCGAGUGCAACACCCCAACCCUCUCCUGACCCCUCACAUCCCCUUCACCCCUCAUCCCCUCCUCCUCCCUCAACCUCACCUCCUCUUCCUCCCUUCCCAGGACACGUUCUAGCCCAGGGGGAGGAGGGCCAAGACCCCCCAUCCCAGAGAGAAAGUCCUCUCUCCUCUCCUCCCCCUUCUCCUCCUUUUCCUCUACCUCCUCCCUCUCUUCCUACACCUCCUCCGACUCCAGAUAUCCCUCUCUCCCCCCUCCUCCUCCCCUGCCCGGCUCCAGCAUUCUUCCCUGUCUACCUCCACCCUACCCAUCCCUCCCUCAAGGACAAUCACUCCCCUCUCCUCUCCCUGAUCUGUGCAUCUCUCACCAUCUUCCCUCUCCCCCUUCACAGAAGCUUCCCGUUGCCCUGAAGAAGCCCACGGUCAUGCCCCCGCCCUUGCUGAGGACACACCAGACAGACACUCCACCACCACCACCCCCACCCAUAUUGAUAGGUACACCUCCAGAGCCCUUCGUCCCAGAGACACCACCCUUACUGGGGAUAAACCUGUACAGGCCAGAGAUACAGACCCAGCCAGAGAUACAGACCCAGACAGAGUCUCAACCAGAGCCAGAGACAGCAUACCCCUUCCUGAAGUUCUACCAGUCACAGUACUGUGAGGCAGAGGCAGAGAGAGAUACAGAGGCAGAGAGAGAGACAGAGGCAGAGAGAGAGACAGACACAGAGAAAGAGGCAGACACCGAGACAGAGGCAGAGGCAGAGACAGAGGCAGAGACACAGAGAGAGGCAGACACUGAGACAGAGGCAGAGGCAGAGAGAGAGACAGACAUGGAGAACGAGGCAGACACAGAGGCAGAGAGAGAGACAGAGAGAGAGGCAGACACUGAGAGAGAAGCAGUUCCCAGACAGCCACAGAGUGUACCGGUGCCAUACACAGAGCUGGGGAGAUCAGAACCAGAGGAAAUUUGGGUGCUGCAGGAGGAAGAAGAGAAGGAGGAGAGAAAACAUUGGCAGAAGCUGGGGAGAAGAGAGGAGGAGGGUGAAGAGGAAGACAGACGGAGGGGAGCGAUGGAGGAGGAGGACAGCAAUGAUUUUGAAAGCUUCUCUCUGGAAAAGAGGAGAGACUCUCUGAGCAGUCCUCUGUCUACUGACAGCCUGAAAGGGGAGCUACUCCUGCCAGAUCUGUUCAUCCAAGAGGACGAGGGGGAACUGGGGGAACAGAGGAUGGAGUGGGAGAAGAGGGAGGAGAGGUGCAGCCUGGACACAGAUGGGGCCAGCAGCUCCACGGGGUCCCUGACCUCCAGAGAAGACAAUGGUGAGGUGUUUGAUAUUUCUUCAGCGGAGAAGAUGGUGACACCAGCACCACCACGGACUACUGAAGACCUGUUUGCUGCCAUACACAGGUCUAAGAGGAAAGUUCUUGGGCGCAGGAACUCUGAGGAAGACCGAUGCCGUGUCUUUCCCCUAUCCUCCUCCUCUUCUUUCUCCUCCACUCCUCCAGUGACCCCUCCAAGCCCUAGCCCCACCCUUCUGCAACCUCUUGAGGUGUUAGGAUCCAGUAAGGUGAGAGGUCAUAGGUUAGGGGUCAGCAGCAGCAGUGACAGCUUCAAGGCUCUGCUCCUGAGGAAGGGAAGUCGCUGCGACCCUGUAGCUCGCAUGUCUGCAGCCGAGAGACUCCGCAGUACUGCCCCCAAACACAUGAUGGCGGCACCACAUAGCCAGAGCUCACAGAGUCAGAGCUCACGGAGCCAGAGCUCACAGAGUCAGAGCUCAUGGAGCUCACCAAGCCAGAGCUCACAGAGCCAGAGCUCACAGAGCCUGUGCUCACAGAGCCAGCAUUCACAGAGCUCACAGAGUCAAAGCUCACAGAGCUCACCAAGCCAGAGCUCACAGAGCCAGAGCUCACAGAGCCAGCACUCACAGAGCUCACAGAGUCAGAGCUCACGGAGCUCACCAAGCCAGAGCUCACAGAGCCAUCCCCUGUCAGACAUACACCUGCAGCUUGGAGUGGAGUCACACACUCACACCCCUCAGCCCUUUGCACAAACACACACUGUCCAGCUAAUGACGCUACACCUACCCCAGUCCCAGUCCACACACAGACACAGGAGGAGGGCAGAGUGGGCACUCACUGAGGGCACGCUCCCUCUCUCCUCCCUGUCCUCCCCCACGUACCCCUCCCCCUCCCCCUCUCUUUGGGGGUGGCGGCCCCCCCGCUCCCGCACUCCCCCUUGCUCAGCCAGCCGGCGUUUCGCUGCCCGCAGCCGACUACCCAGCAGCCCCAUGACUGCCAUCUCGGAGCGGGAAGGGGAGGGCGAAUCAAUGGAGGGCAAUGGGUUGGCCGUGACAUGCGAUUCCUGCAAGACUUUUGGAUUGAUCAAGCUCACUGUCGGACGUGCCGAGGCCACCAAUGGCAGCCUUGAUUGGCAGCAGAGCAGGUCUAUGGAGACACACACCGUCUUGUGGGUCGGCUAGAGCACCAGACUGGUGAGUCGCUGUCCUACUCAUAUACCCAGGACAGAGGCUUCAGUCCAGGAUCUAGGAGACUUUAUGUAUCCUGCACCCGGGGGAAAUUGUUGGAAGUCGAACACUGUUGAAAAAAAAAAAAACCUACCAGCCACCAGACUGGCUAUUGUACAGGACAGUGGAGGCUGGUGAGCACAGCAAUAGGAGGAUGGGCUCGUUGUAACGGCUGGAAUGGAAUUAGUGGAGUGGAGUUAAACAUGUGUUUGAUACCAUUUGAUUUAUUUCAUUCCCGGUAUUACAAUGAGUCCGUCCUCCUCUCGCUCCUUCCACCAGCCUCCACUGGUACAAGAUGAUUGUCUCUGUUAAUAGAUUAUUGGGUAACAUGAAUGUUGUUUUUUUUCUCUGACCUGUUGUUUCAGUCAAGUAUCUAGUUUUAGUAUGCAGCAGUAGCCAUUUUGAGAUUAAGAAAGCAACAUUGUAUUAUAUUAUUAAAAUAUAUAUAUUAAAAAAAAAUGUAUUUUGAGGUUUCAGUUACCAAAGACAAACUGUCCCUCCCAGUGAAGCAACUGCUGCAGUGGGCAUGUCUGAGAAUGUCUCUUUUGAUUGUGAUUGGCUUAUUGUUUGGAAUCAUGAUUGUGAUUGGUGGAAUGCAUUCUGCUAAAGUUACCCUACCUAUAUUUAUAUUAUUUGAUACUUAAAUAGUCUUUAAAACAAAUCAACAUAUUUAGCAGAUGUUAUUGCGGGUGUAGUGAAAUGCUUGUUUUUCCUACUGUAGCUCCGACAGUGCAGUAAUAUCUAACAAUUUACAACAAAACACACACAUCUAAAAGUAAAAUAAUGAAAUUAAGACAAAAUAAAAAUAUUUCAUGAAUUAAAUCAUCUUAUUUAGUUUUUUUUGACAUUUGACAUAAUUUGAUUGAGACUUUUUUUGUAAAUGUAGUAUGUGCUUCACUUCCCUCAUCUCAUUAUAAAGUAUCUUCUGUCUCGUUUAUUUUUUAUUUAUCUUUAAUACCUUUGUACAUUUUUAUAACAGUUGAUUUUGUGUUCUAUGAGUUUUCAAGUGUAUUUUAUUUGAGAAUUGUGAAGACAAUGGAGUCCCAUUUUUAUAUAGGUUAUCUGGAUUAUUCCUGGUGCUAGAUAUGGGUUUAGGGCUUAGAGGUUAGAGUUAAAGUGUGUACAGAUUGUGUUUAGAUGACAGAUGUGACAUAUCUAUAAGGAUGAAGUCAGAUGAACGAUAGACAGAGAUUAGAGGUGGAGUGGUUAUGGGGGAAGGAUAGAUACAAGGACAGGGUCAUGUAAAAGAGAGAGAGAGAGAGAGAGAGAGAGCGAGAGAGAGAGAGAGAGGGGGCAGUGUGAGGUGAAAAAGAGUAAGAGAGAGAGAGAGAGAGAGAGAGAGAGAGAGAGAGGGGGCAGUGUUAGGUGAAAAAGAGUAAGAGAGAGAGAGAGAGAGAGAGAGAGAGAGAGAGACUGAUGUACAGACUGAUGUACAGACUGAGGAGAAGGCUUAAUGAUGAGUUGAAUAAAGUAUAUUAUGACAGA
Oncorhynchus mykiss (rainbow trout) is the source of this 6303-nucleotide messenger RNA. The record is from RefSeq and is a predicted model, not a curated record. Lineage: Eukaryota; Metazoa; Chordata; Actinopteri; Salmoniformes; Salmonidae.